Molecule: messenger RNA, 2993 nt
Organism: Hippocampus comes (tiger tail seahorse)
Lineage: Eukaryota; Metazoa; Chordata; Actinopteri; Syngnathiformes; Syngnathidae
Product: metal transporter CNNM1-like
Exons: 12
Coding region: 117-2612 (831 amino acids)
Biological process (GO): transport; magnesium ion homeostasis
Cellular component (GO): plasma membrane
Molecular function (GO): transmembrane transporter activity
Source: RefSeq, a predicted model, not a curated record
UCUAUAAUUAGAAGCAGUGACGUCACAGUGGGCGCCGUCGUUGCGGAAGCCUCUCAAGCACAUGGACCGGACCCCGCGGCACCAGAGUUGACCGAGGAGGGAGUCUCCCCCUCAUCAUGACGAGUCUUCCACUCCGCCUCCUCCUCCUCCACCUCGCCCUGCCCGGGCCGGGGCUCGCCCUGCUCGGUUUCCGUCCGGAAGAGACCGGCCCGGAGCUGUCCGUGCAGGACGGGGUACUGAAAGCCACCGAGGGGACGCGCUUCACGCUGCGGGUAUACUUCGCCACCCCCCCGCUGCGCAGGCUCAACAGGACGCGGGCGACCAGCGCGGCCCCGUGGAUCGCCUUCAUCGAGGAGCCCGGAACCGAGGCGCUCCCGCCCCCGCUCCCGCGCCACCGAGCCCGUCCGCGGAACCUGUGCGCCGACAGGAGCGCGCGCACGUCCGACAUCGAAGUGCUGGGCUCGUUCAAGUCGGCCUCCAGCCGCAACUCGGUCCUCGUUGAGCUCCUGGCCAAGGAGCUGCGGCGCGGGGAGAGCAUCAAGUUCUACUCGAUGUGCGCCUUCGAUGGGUCCAAGUGGGAGCACUACCGCACUCGGGACUUCUGGGUGGCGGUUGCCGAGCGUGCGGGGGAGGCGCCCGAGCUGUGGAUCCAGAUCCUGGUGUCGGUGCUUCUGCUGGCGUUGUCGGCGCUCUUCAGCGGCCUCAACCUGAGCCUCCUUGCCCUGGACCCCGUGGAGCUGCAAGUUCUGCAGAACAGCGGCACUGACCGGGAGCAGCGCUACGCCCGCAAGAUCGAGUCAGUGCGCCGCCACGGCAACUACGUGCUGUGCACGCUGCUGCUGGGCACGGCGCUGAUCAACGCCUCGCUGGCCGUGUGGACGUGCCGCAUCCUGGGCAUGACGUGGCUGUCGACGGCCGCCUGCGCGCUGGGCAUCUUCCUGGUGGGCGAGAUCCUGCCGCACUCGGCGGCCUCGCGCCACGGCCUGGCCAUGGCGGCGCGCAGCAUCUGGCUGACGCGCCUGCUCAUGCUGCUCUCCUUCCCCGUGUCCUACCCGCUCAGCAAGCUGCUGGAUCUCAUCCUGCACCAGGAGAUCUCCAACUUCUACACCAGGGAGAAGCUGCUGGAGAUGCUGCGCGUCACCGACCCCUACCACGACCUGCUCAAGGAGGAGCUGAACAUCAUCCAGGGGGCGCUGGAGCUUCGCAGCAAGACGGUGGAGGACGUGCUGACGCCGCUGGGCGACUGCUUCAUGCUGGCGGCCGAGGCCCUGCUGGACUUCAACACCAUGACGGAGAUCCUGCAGAGCGGCUACACGCGGAUCCCCGUCUACCGCGAGACCCGCGCCGACAUCGUGGACGUGCUCUUCGUCAAGGACCUGGCCUUCGUCGACCCCGACGACUGCACGCCGCUGCAGACCGUCACGGGCUUCUACCGACGACCGCUGCACUGCGUCUUCAGCGACACCACGUUGGACGCCAUGCUGGAGGACUUCAAGAAAGGCAAAUCUCACCUGGCCAUCGUUCAGCGCGUGAACAACGAGGGUGAAGGGGACCCGUUUUACGAAGUGAUGGGCAUCGUCACGCUGGAGGACGUCAUCGAGGAGAUCAUCAAGUCCGAAAUUCUGGACGAGACCGACCUCUACACCGACAACCGCAGCAAGCGUCGCGUGUCUCACCACGAGAGGAAGCAGCAAGACUUCUCCAUCUUCAAAAUGGCAGAGCACGAGAUGAAGGUCAAAAUUUCCCCGCAGCUCCUGCUGGCCACGCAUCGCUUCCUGUCCACAGAGGUGGAUCCUUUCAAGCCGCUUUACAUCUCUGAGAAGAUCCUGCUGAGGCUCAUCAAGCAUCCCAGCGUAGUCCAGGACCUUAAGUUUGACGACAGAAAUAAGCAUGCGCCCACGCACUUCCUGUUCCAGAGAAACAAGCCAGCUGACUACUUCAUCCUCGUGCUGCAGGGUCGAGUGGAGGUGGAGUUUGGCAAGGAAUGUCUCAAAUUUGAAAAUGGAGCCUUUUCAUAUUUUGGAGUUCCUGCCAUCAUGCCAGCAGCCCCGAUGUCGCCAUGUCGCUCCGAGUCAGAGGGCUGGACUCCAGCUCAGCUCAAUGGGGGGCCCAACGUCUACAUGCCCGAUUAUUCUGUAAGACAGCUCACGCCGCUGCAGAUCCUCAAGAUCACCAGGAGCCACUACCACAACGCGCUCGGCGCCUCCAGGAUGGACACGUCACCGCAGACGCCCGACCCUGACACCCAGAUGGCAGAGCCUUCGCCGCCGGCGAACUGGACACCCGGUGCCCCCACAGCGGGCGCCACGUUGAUGCCGCCACCCUGGGACCUGGGUCGACAACCUCCCGCCUGGAAUGGAGGACAACAGCAGAAGUCCGGCGUGGCCCACAGCACCACCGUGCUCAACCGCAGAAACCGCAUCGUCAGAAGUAAGUCUGACGGCCAGAAGAGUCCAAGCGAUUCUGUUUUCCUGCGGAUGGACGAGAUCCCGUACACCCGAGAUGCCGGCCACAAGAAGAACCAAAUCUCACGAGAUGAUAAAGCGGAUGAGUCGGCAGUAAUUUCGACCAUAAAACACGAUAAAACUGAACAAGAAGACAAUUCUGAAUAAACUAGCUUAGCAACCAAGACGAACGCACGACCUACCAGCCGAUGUUGACGGAAACGAUCAAGACGUUUGGGGUUUAUUGAAGUCGCCUCCUCCAGGGGCGCUGCUGCAACAACAAGGCGGAUUCUGGCAUACGAGAAGAAAUCAAAUGACCUAAUAUUUGGGCUAUGCUGUAUAAAAAGGGCACAUGUCCUUGUGAUGACGUCGUACGAAAGAUGUCACCACGCCGCCGGAAGUCAAUUUAUACUGUGAAAGGGCUCUUGCUUGGAAAUGCUGCUUGCUUAUAUCACACUUGACUUCAUUAAACCAUAUUUUGAUACCAAGAGCAUUUUAUGCUCAAAGUGUAUGCGGAUGGAUGAAUAAAUGAAAUGAAUUAUUUUUCAA